Molecule: messenger RNA, 676 nt
Organism: Dichomitus squalens LYAD-421 SS1
Lineage: Eukaryota; Fungi; Basidiomycota; Agaricomycetes; Polyporales; Polyporaceae
Exons: 2
Source: RefSeq, a predicted model, not a curated record
ACAGGACAACACACGUUCCGUCUUCAGGUCCUCCUGGACGCGCGCACCCUCGAGAUCCGCCGCGAAUCUGGGAUCCGAAGUCUCUGCAGGCCAGGGACGUCGACUUAGCCAGGCUACUCGUGACACGCCGCCACCGACGGGCAGCGUUCAUGGGUAGCCGUACUCGCUACAGGUCCCCUGUUGUCUACGUACACUGCGCACCCUUUCCCCUACAAGCGAAUUCGCAUCUAUGCUAUCAUUGCAUGCAGAUCAAAUAAUGUCCACGACGAGACAAUCAGCUUUCUACCUUCCUUCGCUACGUCCAGGACAAGGUCGUGAUGAUCCACCCCGCAUUCGCCGACAUCAACCGUGGCUCCGGCGAGAGAAGGCGUCUCCCACCCCGUUCCCGUAUCGCAUUCAGGUCUGGGAGGCAGUACUUGCACAUCGCGGAGGACAUGUGGUUCCUGUGCGGUACAGGGGCGACCAUGGGCGCAGCGUGCAUCGUGGACAGAGCGCACUCGGUGCCUUGGAUGCCGUGAGGCGGAUGCGCUCGCUCUUGGUUUCUCAUUGUGCAUUGCCAUUGCACCAUGUCGUGGGGGGCGGUUGCAUGCUUUCCUGGUUGGGUGUCUGCGAUGGGGUGCGAUAUAGGUCGUAACGAUGGUCGAGACCCGUAUCCCGUGUACUUUGGCAGAAAAUG